ACGCCGCCUUCGUGGAUGUUGGGUAUUGAUUGCCCAAAGCCCUGAAAGGGGAGAUGGCCAACGGCACCCUUCGACCCGCGCUUCCCCAAGCAGAACCAGACCUGUAACUGUUACCAGAACUUGCUGGACUACCAUCCCUGCGUCAAGAGGAUGAGGCGCCGCGGGAAAAGCACACAGCCCUGCGAGUAUUACUUCCGCGUGUUCCACGCGCUGUGCCCCAUGAGCUGGGUGCAGCGCUGGACCGAGAUCAAGGACGGGACUUUCGCUGGCAAAAUCUAACGGCCCGAGGGCGGCUUCUCCGAGGGAUCAGUAUCAGUGUCAUCACCCCCAAUUCUCUCAUCUUCCGGGCCCCACCACCCCAAACCCCGCCCCAUCUUUAAGCUACAAAUAAAGCUAUGUUAUUGCUGAUAUUUCUUCUUAAUGUGUGGUCAGUGAGGUGCGCACGGGGGCGUCGGGAGAUCCUCCCUGUCUGUGCCCUGCAGCCAACACUACUGGUUCUAAUCAUGGGAGGGGUGAGGGAGAACUGGGCUCCAU
Molecule: messenger RNA, 534 nt
Organism: Orcinus orca (killer whale)
Lineage: Eukaryota; Metazoa; Chordata; Mammalia; Artiodactyla; Delphinidae
Product: golgi associated RAB2 interactor family member 5B
Exons: 3
Cellular component (GO): mitochondrial crista; respiratory chain complex IV; mitochondrion
Source: RefSeq, a predicted model, not a curated record